Exaiptasia diaphana is the source of this 1800-nucleotide messenger RNA. Its product is annotated as thioredoxin reductase 1, cytoplasmic. The record is from RefSeq and is a predicted model, not a curated record. The transcript is spliced from 10 exons. Gene Ontology annotation, cellular component: mitochondrion; cytosol. Gene Ontology annotation, biological process: glutathione metabolic process; cell redox homeostasis; cellular response to oxidative stress. NCBI's taxonomy places the organism in Eukaryota, Metazoa, Cnidaria, Anthozoa, Actiniaria, Aiptasiidae. Gene Ontology annotation, molecular function: glutathione-disulfide reductase (NADPH) activity; thioredoxin-disulfide reductase (NADPH) activity; flavin adenine dinucleotide binding. The annotation marks the transcript as partial.
CUCACGUAAUUCACAUUUUGUCUUUCUGUUCAAUUGCAAAUAAAAGAUUUCUUGAUUUUCUCUUCAUUUCAGUUGAGCACCAAUGGGAGACACUAAGAGAAGGUGUGCAGAAUCAUAUUGGCUCACUAAAUUGGGGAUAUAGAGUUCAGCUUAGAGACAAAAAAGUCACAUACAAGAAUGCUUAUGGUGUAUUCACUGACAAUCACACUAUCAAGACAACAGAUAAAAAAGGCAAGGAACUGGUAAUGACAGCUGACAAGUUUGUUCUAGCCACUGGACUAAGGCCUCGUUACCCAAACAUCCCUGGUGCUAAAGAGUUUGGCAUUACUAGUGAUGAUCUAUUCUCCCUGCCGUACUGUCCAGGUAAAACAGUAUUAAUUGGAGCGUCAUAUGUCUCGYUGGAAUGUGGUGGCUUCCUGGCUGGUAUGGGCCUUGAUGURACUAUCAUUGUUAGGUCCAUUUUACUGAGAGGYUUUGAUCAGCAAAUGGCMGAAAGAAUAGGAGAACACAUGACAAACCAUGGAGUGAAGUUCAAAAGACCUGCCAUUCCUACAAAGGUUGAAAGAGUUGARGAAGGAAAACCUGGCAAGUUAAAGGUUUACUACAAGUUGCUAGAAACUGGAGAGGAAGAAAUCAUUGAAUGUAACACUGUCAUCUUUGCUAUUGGUCGUGAUCCAUGCACAGAAGGAAUAGGUCUUGAUAAAGCAGGUGUAGCAUUAAAUCCAAAAAACAAGAAAGUCCCUGCUGAUGAUAACGAGAAGACCAAUGUCCCAAAUAUUUAUGCCAUUGGUGAUAUCUUAGAUGGAAAACUAGAACUCACCCCUGUUGCUAUAGAAGCUGGCAAGCUUUUAUCAAGACGGCUUUACAGAAAUGACACUCUACUGACUGAUUACAUCAAUGUACCUACAACAGUAUUCACCCCCCUGGAAUAUGGUGCCAUUGGAUAUUCUGAAGAGGACGCAAAAGCCAAGUUUGGCGAAGAUAAUAUAGAAGUGUAUCAUCUAGAGUUCCAACCUUUGGAGUACACUGUAGCCCACAGAGAAGCUAAUGCUUGUUAUGCAAAGAUUUUAUGCAACAAAGAAGAUAAGGAAAGAGUCAUUGGUUUCCACUACCUUGGUCCUAAUGCCGGUGAGGUAACUCAAGGCUAUGCAGUGGCAAUCAAGUGUGGUGCAACAAAGGCUGAUUUCAGUAACACUGUGGGAAUCCAUCCAACGUGUUCAGAGAACUUUACCACAAUGGAAAUCUCCAAAAGUUCUGGCGCUACAUUUACCGUGACAGGCUGCUGAGGUUAAUUCCCUACUGUUGUAGCCCAUCAUGUUUAAAUUUAGCAUGUUACUAGGGCAACAGUAGGGAGAAUGACAUCUUGGUCCAGUAUUAUGUAUUGACUGUAUAUUUGUGCAGUUUUAUGACGGCUUAGUUUCUAAACCCAUCUGUUGGGUGAAACGUGCUUGAUGAAAUAUAUAUAUACUUUGGGAAAUACAUUAUUUGUUUUCAGAUAAAAUGCAAGCAUCACUUAUACGUUUAUGAACUUCAAAACUCUCAAAAUGGUUUUCUGUGAAUUGAGCUGCAAAUUAUAGCCCUGAUGUAAGGUUUUUGAUGUUGACGUACUGUAAAAUUUAUUAACGUUAUCAUCCCAGCAUUCUUAUUUAAUUUGUAUUUUGUACUCAGAUAUACACAAUUCAGUCUAGAGUGCACCUCUUGCGUGUGGCAUCAAAGCAACUUCAUCAGGAGGACAAACAAAAAGAUUGGGAACUAGAAUCCAUUGUUUUGUUCUCCAGUUGGAGAUGCAUUCCUACGAAC